GACUUCCUUCUCUGAGAGUCACUUCUCUUCGUCCGCAACCACAUCUUGCACUUCCGCCAGCCAUGCCUACGGCGACGACGACGACGAACACCACACAGGAUGUUACUGAUGGACCGUUAAGCAGCAUUCCUCUAAAGGGUACGCCCAACGGCACAGCGACAACGAGCGCGACUGCGGCCACUUUACGUUCACUCUAUCCCCGUGCAGCGACUGCAUUUCUACACCGAAAUGUCGCAUUGACUCAGUCACUGUUGUCUUCUGCAUCCUCUAUCCUACAUCCUCCAUCUUCCUUGGCAGAUGACGGACUCACUUCUCAUCGGAAGAAAUGGGACAUCCUACAAAUAACGUUUGAGACUACCGUGUACGCUUCGCCACCGGAGACAGAAGACCCGGAGGCAUUCCCUACGUCUCUCAGGGCGAACCAGAUGCUCUCACCGCAAAGCCUUGUUACCAAUUUACACUCUAGAUCACUCCACCUCUUUACACCAACGUCUCAAAAAGCAAACGCUGCGUUCCUACCAUCCCAGAUCCUUAUUACUUUGGUCCUGGCCAGUCUCAAGCUUGGAUGCCCCGAAGUAGGACGUGGCAUUAUCGAAGACUGGCUAGCUCGUAGAAGUCUAAGUAAUUCGGCUGAGGACUUGGAGGGGUAUGCCAAGGUUCUUGAGCUGUAUUGUCUCCAAAUACUGCCAAGGCUAGAGGAAUGGGACUACGCCUCGGAUUUCCUGCAGUAUGAAAGAGAACUCCCGCAGGACACGAGAGAUCGAGUGCUUUCUUCUCUUCAGUCAUUGCAUGAGCAAGCCAUCUCACAACAAAGACCAAUAUCCCCGGUCUCAAGUCCCGUGAUUGCGCCGCCUUCCGCUACUUCCUCUCGCUCCGUGUCACCUUCACCAUCUCUUUCCGCCUCCUCCGAGUCCAGUAAUUCCACACAUACUGCUACUCCACGUUCACCACGUCUGAAUUCCGCACGGCCAAGUGGGAAGGGAAAGACGCGUUUGCAUUCCAUGACUCGUUUGACGCCUUCUUCAUCAGCUUCUGCUUCUUCACAAUCGGUCUCGUCCGUAGCCACGGCGAAAACGGUUACUCCCGCAUCUCUUCGUCGUGUGGGACGUAGAAAUGAUAGUCGAGGACGGAAGACGGUUCACCAAAAUUCUCCAGACGACAGUCAAACUUCCGCAACUCCCGUACCUCGUGCGCCACGCUCACGAUCAUUACAACCUACGGAUUCUAUCACUGCGCGUCCUCCGUCUACCCUAGCCAUCAUUCGAUCGUAUCUAAACUUAUCCUCUAUCCAAACAAGCAAGUCUAAGUUGAUCACGCUCUUUCUUUUAUUCGUUGUCUUCCCGGUUCUAUCGUUCCUUUUCCGACUACGGAGGAGAAGGGUCACGAGCGUGAAUGCGGGAACUGCGGAGCAAGUUCGAAGACGAUUGAGGGCCGCUGAGGGCAAGAGCACUUUAGUCACAAUCUGGGAGGAAGUCGUUAGGGCCGUUAUGGAUACCGUGCGAAUGGGUGGGAGAGGACUUGUAUGAAGAAAACAUUUAGAGCAUGGGAUUUGGAUACCUUGAAGUGUGUUCGUCUAUAUUAUGGCAAGUCUUCCUGAGCCUGCCAUACCUCGCCUUACUCAUUUGUAUAGUGUACUUAUCUAUAGUUGUUCAGUUUUGCUGUAUUUGUUCUUUUUUAUGGAAGAUAUCACAUCGCACAUUUGUCGCUACU
This is a messenger RNA of Somion occarium, 1710 nucleotides long. The record is from the annotation of a GenBank genome assembly. Lineage: Eukaryota; Fungi; Basidiomycota; Agaricomycetes; Polyporales; Cerrenaceae.